AUGUCUACCCGACGUGUCACUCGUGCAAAAAAUGCAACUCAACAUCCGGGUAUCCCAGACAUAACCCCGAAGAAGAAACACCGUACUGCAGAAGAAGUAGCUGCUGAGCGUCAGUCUAAGUUAGAUGCUAAAGAAGAGAAAGAACGCACCAAGAGAGCUGGCAUCAAACACGUUGCUAGAUAUGAGAAGAAGCAGGCGGACCAGGAUGUGGUGACCGAUGCUACACCGCGGGCUGUGCAGCCAAAGCCAAAGCCAAAGCCAGUCCCAAGCAAGAGGAAGGCUGUUGUGGCACCUCCUGCUGUCAAGGAGGACACGCCUCCUUCAGAUGCCGAGAUGAGUGAUGCACGAGCUGCACCUUCGGUACCAAAGCCAAGGCCAAUUCCUCGUAAGCAGAAGGCAAUCAUACAUACUCCCGCUGUGGAGGACAAUGGGUUUCUGUCGGAUGCUGAGAUGCAUGAUGCGGCUGUUGAUAGUAGUACUUUCAACCCCGAUCCAACCCAACCUUCAGACACGACGGCCUCAGACUUAGAUGCAGAUGGGUCUGACAGUGCAAUGCCAUUGUCACCGCCCAGGAAAAAGACGAAAGUUAGCGGGAAGAAGGCAGGGAAGGUGACGAAGACUUCUGUACGAGAUGCUAUCAAAGCAGUCCAGCAGACUCAUAUGUCAGGGAAGAGUAAGGCUGCAGAUAGGAAGAAAACUGCACCUUGCAGCACAAUCAGCCUCCAUGCCGAUGACUCGGACGAGUCAGACAUCCUUGUUGUCAAAGCAACAUUGAAGAAAGCUCCCAGCAAACAGCCAGCAGCCGUUCAGCCGGAUGACGAUGAUGGUGUUGAACAAAAGCUGUGGCGCCGUGUCUUUGUUUCUACUUACAUGCAAUACAUUGCAACUCUGGCUAACCCCUGGGAGGUUCCCCCCAAGUUGGCCUGCCAGAAAUUGCAGGUGAUCUGGGACGCAAUUUUCCCCAACAUCUCAUACACAGUCACGAGCACGAGCACCGUGUAUCUCAUAACUGUCCAGAGUGUUGCUGACUCCUAUCGAAGCUUCAUUGGCUCAGCAGCCAUUGCGAUCAUCAUCGCAUACCUUGAGUCCCAGGAGACACUCAAGCACUCGGACGAUAAUUGUGUCGAAUUUGCUACUUACACGCUGGACAAGCUUCGCUUCUUGUACAAGAAGGCAAACGGUGACGAUAAAUCUAAGUUCCGCGGACUUUAUCAAGGUGCCUUCGUGGUGCAAAUGUUUGGCGCCCACUUCACUGCUAUCAAUGGCGCUCGCAAGAUACAUGGACUAGAGAAGCCGGGAGACAACUUGAAUCCUGUUGGGGGUCUAGCGCUGUCAUGUGCUGCGGUCGAACGAGCAUUGACACUUAUUGCUACUCGUACUAUAACCAUCAAAAUGGUUCUCACUGCCAAGGGCAAAUCUAUACCCUUGCCGAAGACACUCAAUCACUCAACCGGCAAAGUCUCCAAUCGCCAAACGGGCUUCAAUGACGUCACCUGGGGUUCUUCCACACGCUCAUAUGUGAAGUCGAUCAUGAGAAGCUUCCGAGACGAGAAGUUCCAAGCUGUCAUCACUUCUGCCAAGGAAUUUUCCAAGAAAAGCCAUCGUUCUGGCAAUGAUAGAGCCAUCGAUGAUGCUGUGGAUGAUGAAGAUCUCGACGAACGUGCCCAGCUUGUGGACAUCUCGGAGUCUGAGUCUGGGUCCGAAGACUCGGAUCAUACUAUUGGCUCUGAUGUGGGGUAG
This is a messenger RNA of Suillus fuscotomentosus, 1740 nucleotides long. RefSeq lists its product as uncharacterized. The coding region runs from base 1 to 1740 and encodes 579 amino acids. The record is from RefSeq and is a predicted model, not a curated record. The transcript is spliced from 5 exons. NCBI's taxonomy places the organism in Eukaryota, Fungi, Basidiomycota, Agaricomycetes, Boletales, Suillaceae.